UUCUUCUUCAACUUCUUGUCUUUAUGCAAGACUAGAUAGAUAACAUUUUGAGUGUCUUAGUGUUAAGGAUUUGACAAAGAGGGUGGUGCAGGAUAUCUUGAUGGGGUCUAAGAAAAUGAAACUCGUGUUUUGGGGUUGGGAUGCUUGAAGGAAAAGAUGUUUCUGUUCAUGCAAAAGAAAUCAGCAUAACUGCACAACUUUGGUGUUGGUCUUUCAUUUGGCAUGGUAUUCUCUAAGGACAAAAUAUCUUGGCAAGGAGUUGUUAAAUGUCUCAUGUUUUGGUGGCUUCGCUUGCUUUGUUGGGUGAUGAAAAAUCUCAGUUUAUGGUGGGGAUGUUUUCUUGUUAUGUAGGUCUAUUUUCCUUUUCUCUCUUCGGAUGACUAGACUCUAUUGAAGGAUCAUACCACUAUUGAAGUAAAGCUUUUCUGAAAGACCACUGCAAUAUCAAGAGCCUCUUGUUACAUGUUACUAAUUACUGCUUAUGCUUAUGGAGACUGAUAUGUACAUUGCUGGCCGAGGUGCUACAGUAACAUAUGAAAUUUCCCAACAUUCCACCUCAAAGCCUCUCAUUCAGUGCUAUUCACUUGACCUUAACAACAAGACCAUCAUAAAUGGAAUUCCAAUGCUUUCUGGAGAGCAAGGUGAACUUAUAAGCAAUGCCUAUGCUGAUGCUUGCUUGAUUAAUCCUUCAAUUAUUGCCAACUCUAGUCCAUUAGUUACCUCACAAGGAAAGACUAUUGUGGCAGAUGCUUCAAAUCCCAUGGAGAACAGUGAGCUUCAAGAGCAUUUAGUUGGAGGAAUGCCAAAUACUCCCUCUUCCCUUGCUGCCAUUCUUGCCGCUAGAAUUGGUCUUGCAGAAAAAUUAGAGAACUCAGAAGCCUUGCCUCCCUCACUCUGCUCAACGGGGCCACUGGCACCAUUCUUCAACAUUUUGCAUGGUUCUUCAAACUCUUUGGCUGCAUCUUUUGAGGACUGUGGUUACAAUGAAGUCCCUAGCAAAUGGAAUGCUAACAAGUUCCCUAAGGCUCCAGAGAUUGAUGCAACUGUGUGUCAGCCUUGUUCUUCAAUAGUAGGAAACCUGGAUCCAGAUGAAUGGCCAUCAGCAAAUGUUGCAAACAUGUCCAAUCAUGCUUACCAUUCCUCUAACUUUAGUAAGGAACUUUCUCUAAGUCUUGCAACGUCUACAACCGCAGGACAGUGCUUAGAGGUGAGUUGCUCCAAUGUGACCCCAUGCGUCGAUGGAACCAUGUUAGGCUUGGAACAAGCCUCAUGCAGUAGCAGUAGGGAACUUUCUAUGAAUAUGGGUGGUAAUAAAUAUGUACAGUUUUCACCAGAAGUACUGGAGUCAAGAUACCUUGUUGGGAUUCAAGAAAUACUUGCUCAAAUUGCAAGAUAUUCAUUUGAAAAUUUAGAACAGUUAAAUUAUUCAGCUGCUUCUAAUAGAUCAGGUGGGAACAAGUCAACUUCAGCUUUCUCACUCAAAAGAAGGAUACUGAUAGAUCACAAUGCAAAUUCUGUGUAUGAAGCUCGUGCAGAGUCUCCAUUACAAAGUCAUGCCACUGAAUCAAAGAAAGGCCAAUUGCUGACACUUCUACAACUGGUGGACAAUCGAUAUAGCCAGUGUUUGGAUGAGAUACACACAGUUGUAUCUGCAUUCCAUGCCGCUACAGAGCUGGACCCGCAAAUACAUUCACAUUUUGCUCUUCAGACCAUCUCUAUCCUUUACAGGGACUUAAGAGAGAGGAUUAUCAAUUAUAUUCUUGCCAUGGGUUCAACUUUCGACAACUCGUGCUCAGAAGAGAAUGAAUGGUCUGUUGAAACUUCAUUCCUUCAAAAGCAAUGGGCUCUCCAGCAGUUGAAGAGAAAAGAUCAGUUGUGGAGGCCCCAAAGAGGCUUGCCCGAAAGAUCUGUCUCAGUUCUACGAGCUUGGAUGUUUCAGAAUUUCCUUCAUCCGUAUCCUAAAGAUGCAGAGAAGCAUUUACUUGCAGUAAAAAGUGGGUUGACAAGAAGCCAGGUAUCCAAUUGGUUUAUAAAUGCUCGUGUUCGGCUGUGGAAACCUAUGAUUGAAGAGAUGUAUGCUGAGAUGAAUAAAAGAAAGGCUUGUCGGAACGAAGAAGGAUUGCAGAGCAGCCAUGGAAACAGGAUAAGCAUCAGUAAUCAAAGGUUUAGUGUAAACUAAAGGAACAAAGUCGCGUAACGAUUUAAUGGGCCCUUUUCUUAAUUUAAAUAGAAAACAACACUACUGAAGUCAAUUUCUGCGAAUCAUACUUUGCAUGGUUUUGGGUCUGUUACUGAUGAGGAUAUCCUUGACUCGCCUUGAGAAAAUAGAAUCUCAGUAAAUAAUACGGCAUUUAUUUCACUGUCUAUACUAAGUCGUUUGUUCUAGCUUCAUUUUCUUCUAUAGCGCUGCACGCGUACUAGAAAUUAGUGUUAUAGUAUGAUUGCAAGAAGUGUCAUCACCCAUGCCUGGGAGAGUUGGUCACACUUGCAAGAAAUAGCAAGUUUGUCAUUGCUGAAAGAACUAUUUCAUUUACUCUCUAUCCAACUUAGAUUUCAUAUGGACAGCCUCCGAGUGAAAAGGUGACACGUCCCCAACAAAAUUUAGAGAACGACAUUGUAGUUUUCUCAAUCCUUCACUUAUGUCAUAUCUGCCAAUACGAAAAGUUAAUGAUAUAUAUAUGUAAGGAAGAUUUGGCACAUUGCUGUUCCACAA
Molecule: messenger RNA, 2713 nt
Organism: Cajanus cajan (pigeon pea)
Lineage: Eukaryota; Viridiplantae; Streptophyta; Magnoliopsida; Fabales; Fabaceae
Product: homeobox protein ATH1
Biological process (GO): regulation of DNA-templated transcription
Molecular function (GO): DNA binding
Source: RefSeq, a predicted model, not a curated record